GGGGAGCUGUGUAUCGGGUUUGCGGUAAUGUUCAGGCUCGCGAAUCUCUACAGCAUAUGCGAGUAGACUCUCCAACUGUUCACAUACCUAUAAACAUAGUUUUACCUUCUGUGAGUUUCUGUGAGCUUAACAAAGACGGAGAUAGAAAUGCUGUGGUGUAUAUAUACUACUUGUAUGGACAGCACAUGAUGGUGCACAUGGAAUAAAUCAACCGAUGAGUGAAUUUGCAAAUGCUGUUCCCGCCUAAAUGUUUUGUUUGUGGAUGAACUACGGCCGUUCAGCCGUUCUGGAGUUUAGUGUGCAUGGACUGACAACUAUCGGAACUAUAAUAUGAUUGUACUACCGUCCACCUCCAACUUGAUACAUGGAUUGAAUUUUUGUAACACCAUCUGAAGGCACCCACUCUCGGCCAGACACCGGCUGUGUACAACAGACAGCAUACUACCCCAAAGUGUUUGGGAAAAUUCUGUCCGUUGCUACCGCUAUGGUGAACGACAUACGCUACUUUUAUACGGCACUCAUCUGAAACUGUACGGAUUGAAUUUUUGGAUAAAAUUUGAAUUGUCUUUACUAAAUGAGGUUGAACCAAGCAUUGGAUGAUUGACAACCACCUGUUACCGAGGCUGGUGUUCAUUAAUGCACGAGUCGUGCCAUUCACCUUGGAGGUUGACUAUAGUAACUUUGUAUUCGUGUGUUCGACCCCGCCACCCCCGGGACGAGACGACAACCCCCAGAAGCAAUUUGGCAACAGCUGGGACAAAAUCAUUUUCAAUUUAUUUCAAAAUUGAUAUGAUGGCGGAUUAUAAAAAAGAGUAUUAACAUCGGGAGCGAUUUGCAGAAAAUUAUAUCGAAAUCCUAAAGAUAUUAAAACAAGAAGAAGGUGGAGGUUUGAAUCGUCUGGAUUUAUUUAAAUGACCGUUUGCUGACGGAGGCGGGGGACAGUCUACUCAUCACGGAAUACCGUGUAUGGGGAUUACAGUGAAAAGUGCGCCAGACCCUAGGCUAACUUUGGAGGGAAUCACUACAGAUACAAGAAGGGUGCUUACUCCCUCCGUUACCAUCGCAUCGCUAAUGAGCAUCAGAGGGAUGGAUUAAAAAGGAUGUGACAGGAUAACAACAGCUUUUCUGAACGACCAGAUAUUUCACAGAUAUUAAAAAAUGUUUUAUAAUAGAUGUAAAGCAGGCUUGACACGUUCUUCACGUUGAAACAUGUUGGAUCUGACAUUCGUAGUGAUUAUAGUACCGUGUGAUAAUGUAUGGCCGAGCCUUGAAUAUUAAAACCCACCACUUCUCUUCAUAAAAAGCGUCAAGUCAGCUUAAUUAUAACGGCUAGAAAUAUUCACAGCUCCCGGUGAGCGAAACGUGGACGGGAAACUAAAAAUCACUCUUCGAUGAACGUGACGUGGUUUAGAAUAAAAAUGAGAGCAACGAAGAUAGAAAGUGCAGGUCACUGUUGAUUCUCUUUGAUGAGGUAGAAAUAUAUUGCAAUUCAUCACAUGUUUUCUAACGGAGGUGUGAGUGAAACUGACGGCGCAUAAUUCCCCACUGGCACGGUGAGUUUUUCUGUUGGAUCUGUUUGUUCGCAAUUUAACAAUGUGUGGGUGCCUAUCGUUUGGAUGAUAUAGGAACCCAGGAUAUCUCUAAAAUAAUGGCAUUCUACGUAACAGUGGGCUUGGCUGCUGAGAUACCUAUCGCCAUCUUGGCAGCGUUCGGCAACGCGCUGGUCUGCUGGGCCGUACACCACAACCGACGUCUCCGCAACGUCACCAAUUACUUCAUAGUGUCUCUAGCCGUUGCUGAUCUUCUAGUAGGUCUUCUAGCCAUACCUUUCGCACUUCUAACCAACGCCGGUGAGCCAAAGAAUAGUUUUCACCUGUGCCUGUUUAUGAAUUCCUUUGUGGUGACGCUGACGCAGAGUUCUAUACUCAGCUUACUCGCCAUAGCGCUGGACCGAUACUUCGCCGUGGUAUCGCCGUUGAGAUAUCGGCGCGUCGCUACUGCACGGCGCGCUAUAGUCGUCAUCGUAUGCACGUGGCUGUUAGCUUUCAUCAUCGGCAUGGUGCCGGUAUUCGGCUGGAAUCUCGGCCAUCCUUCAAACAAAACAUUUGAUUGUGUGUUUACGGACGUCAUUGACAUGCAGUACAUGGUGUAUUUCAACUUUCUGGGCUCCGUGCUACCGCCGUUGCUCAUCAUGCUCUUUGUCUACGUUAGAAUCUUCCGUGUUGUCAGGAAACAACUGGCGGCCAUAUCGCGGACCAUGGUGGCUAGUAAUGACGAGAUGACUCGACAAUUGUCAGCACUGGCCGUAAAGGAGGGACGAGCUGCCAAAUUACUCGCCAUCGUCAUCAUCCUAUUCGCUGUCUCCUGGCUACCCCUCCACAUUGUCAACUGUCUUAUCCUUUACCAAGUCCACGUGGAAUAUUACAUUCUUCUUGUGACGAUUAUUCUCUCGCAUUCCAAUUCGGCAAUGAACCCGAUUGUGUAUACGCUAAGUAACCGUGAAUUCAGGCGUACUUUUUACCGUCUCAUAUUCAAGGUGAUAUUACGUGGUGUUGUGUCGAUCAGAAGCUGCGAGCCGGAUCGCAUUGACGAGUUCACUGGAGGCUACACGAGUGGAUCACAGUUCCAUCACGUCCGCAAUGGCGUGAAUUCCAAGGACACGCCCAAAGGGACGCCCCUCCCUCUCAAGAAGUUUAGUCAUGAAUCUAAAGGAGGUGACCACCGCCUUUGAUUGUUACUGACGUCACUCACGAGUAUUUAUUUAUUAGGGUCCUAAAUAUCCAUAUUCGGUUUUUAUACUAGACUUGUACAUAAUACUGCAAAAUAAGUUUAUAAUUCCAUCCAUGUUGAAGGUUUGGGUUUUGUAGUAAUUUUUUUUUAAUUAAUUGAGUCUGUUCUGAUAAGUUCACUGUGAACCAGUCCGUUCGUUUCCAUGGCAACUAAUUAAUUGGCCAAUCCAGCACGUCGAUUUGUGAUGUCACGUCACCAUUACUUGCACCUAUUUAUAACAAUUGUAUAGAGUGCGAUUUAAAACACGUUCGAAGAAAACUGUUUGUACACAAUGUGAGAAAAUAUGCGACACAGCAGUGACUUUAUAAAAUGUGAAGGUUUUGGCUCGUGUUUUCAGAGUGUCGAGAGUUAAAACUUCCAACAGGCUUAUUCUCGAUGGGGAUUCGAACUCCACAUUAAAUAAUAAUAAUGAAAAUUUAUAAGGCGCCGGUAUCCGCCAUGGCUGACGCUCAUGGCGCACUAACAAAAAGAAACGAAAGAAAAGAAAAGAACAACAAAUUAAUCACAAAAACGUGAGGAAAACAGGUGGGUUUUUAAGCAGGAUUUAAAUACAGUCAAUGAAGAAGACUGACGAAUGUCAAGGGGUAGAUUGUUCCAGAGUUUGGGAGCAGCAUGUGAAAAGGACAUUGUCGACGUUUCGUCUGAAUCUUUGGUGAUUAUUGUGCAAUCACCUUUUUCUGUGGAAAUCUUUCCUGCUGAAAUGAAGUCAUAAUCCAGAAAACUGAUUCUGAAAAUCAUAAACAAGUUAAGGACAAUUUGUGUUCCAUGCUGAAAACUGCGCGUUAUUUUUCGCUAUUUUCUUCACAACGGGAUAUAAGCCCAACAUUUCACUCUUUGUUAUUUCAUGUAGAUGUUUGAUCACACCAAACACGAACUCUGUCUGUCUAGUCUGUCUUUGAUUUUUUUUUGUCAGGUCCACCAAUCCUGUAUAAAACCCUUAAAAACUUGGAUUUCGCAAUCAGUAAGAUCAUCGAAACUAAAUGUUAAUGGCCAACAUGACCAUCUCAACACCAAGCAAGGGCGUGUAAAUCCUAUAUUCAAUUUGGCCAUAAUGAUGCACGUGCAAUAUGAAUUACAAAUCUGUACAAUAUUUCAAUACAGAAAACACUUAAAAAUCUGCAACGUAGUUUAGAAAUAUAAGACUGUGCAAGUCUCGCGAAUGUCCCAACCAGUUACUUUUAUUAAGAGUAAACGCGAUUCUGCUUGUUCAAAUAAUUCAGUUUUACCGUGUUUGUGGCUGUGCAAUUUGUAUCAUGAUUGUGUGGGGAGUGAAUAUUUUGGCCAUUAACUAAUGUGAAUCAGAAAAUAAAUUUAACCAAAUCAAUAAAGAAACCCUGAUGUAAGACUUGAUCUCUGUUUUCGGUUACUUGUGAACAAUUAAGAAUUUUGCCCAACUGACGUUCAUGUUAAAAUUAAGCCUAUGUGAUGGUUAAUACACGCAUUUUGGGCGUGAUUAGCAAAAUGGGGUUUCUUUAAAAUAAAAAAGGCUAUCUCUUCCAAAGUUAGUAUUUAGUUUCAAUGGUAUACUUUAACAAUAAUUUAUCAGUAUUAUAUAAGCAUGGCAUUUUCUUAAUAACAAAGUGCAUUAUUGUGUCUAAAUGUCAUGUGAAAAGUAGAUUUGAUAUAAACAGAAACAAAAACCUCGUUUCUCGCUUUCGAUACGCGCAAGACCUGCACAGUUCAAACAAAAGGUCCCUCCAACUUGAAGUGUUUGAAUAGUUUGAUGAAGUGAUUUCCCUAAAGUCUAAAGGAAAAAUUUCAUUAUUCCUACUAGUUAUCAGUUUGUUCUUAGAGCGACAUGCUUGUCUACACGCAAUUUCCCUCUUAAGAGUCACAGUCAGCCGCCGUGAGCUCGCUUGACCUUGCUUGACCUUGCUUGACCUUACUGGACCUCACCACUCUUGAUUCCAUAGCAUUUUUGUUAAUGAAACAUUAUCACUACUGGGGUCAAGUACGGAGCUCUUGAAGUACCAUCAAACUUUUUGACAUUCUGAGAUAAUAAUUGUAUUGCAGGGUUGAUGACACCAUACAUGCAAGAACUUGAAUGUAGAAAGUCGUCCUUCAAAUAUAUAUGAUCUCUGGGUGGCAAUAUCCUGAAAUAGGGUUUUGUCUUCCCAAUAUAAUGUAUCUUUGAAUCUCGCCAAAUUUGAGGAUGUUACCAUCCCAUAUGAAUUAAUCACACGUUCAGGAUGUCGACACCCCGAAUUAAUUGGUUCCUUAUAUGGUCGGCAUCUUACUUUCAUGAUGUCGACAUGUAAGGGUAAACUCUAUCAUAAGGACGACAUCUUACUUUGGGUGUUGUCAUUGAAAUAAGCUAGCAUGUCGACAUCUCACUCAUAUUACCACCUUUGGGAUGUCCUUAUCCACUCUCUUAGUGUCGUCAUCUUACGUUUAUGACGUCGUCAUCCUACAGUAAAUUAUUUCAUAAUCCCAAAAUGUCGGAUGGUGUUUCCAGAGCUCCGUAUUCAAGCUAAACCGUUGCUAAAACGAUUGCCAUAUUUUUUGAAUUUACCGAAAUAGUUAAGCUUUGGUGAUUUCGAAUUGAAAAACACGUUAAUGUUGGCAGGAAUUGUAUUUUUGUUCUUCCCAUGGUUUGAAAAAAAAACAUUUAAACAAAACAUUUACAUUUAUCAUCAAUUUUAACAAAAUCUUACCUGAAAUUUGCACUGGUUAAUUUUUUUUUGUAAAGAGUUAUUUGUUGAGAGUACAGCGUAGAGUGAAUGGGUAUAUUCUCUUAAAGGCACUGUGGACACUUUUGGUAAUAACUCAAAAUAAUUGUUACCAUAAACAA
Asterias rubens (European starfish) is the source of this 5581-nucleotide messenger RNA. Its product is annotated as adenosine receptor A1-like. The transcript has 2 exons. Gene Ontology annotation, molecular function: G protein-coupled adenosine receptor activity. Gene Ontology annotation, cellular component: membrane. The record is from RefSeq and is a predicted model, not a curated record. Gene Ontology annotation, biological process: G protein-coupled adenosine receptor signaling pathway. The coding region runs from base 1649 to 2731 and encodes 360 amino acids. Lineage: Eukaryota; Metazoa; Echinodermata; Asteroidea; Forcipulatida; Asteriidae.